Saprolegnia parasitica CBS 223.65 is the source of this 1083-nucleotide messenger RNA. RefSeq lists its product as hypothetical. The record is from RefSeq and is a predicted model, not a curated record. NCBI's taxonomy places the organism in Eukaryota, Oomycota, Saprolegniomycetes, Saprolegniales, Saprolegniaceae. The transcript is spliced from 2 exons. The coding region runs from base 1 to 1083 and encodes 360 amino acids.
AUGACCUCGCCUUGCUGCGUUUCGGGCACUGGCGGCGUGGCCGUAGAGCUCACGUUUGUCAACUUGUUGUCGCGCGCGAUCGGCGUCUCGUGGAUCAAUUGGACCGGCGACGUCAUCUUGUACUUUCAUCUCGACCCUAACGCGGUGUACGCUCAACCGACGUACGCCGACCACGUCUGGAUGGUGCACGACGUCGGCUCGACCACGGCGCUCGGGUACUUCUGCGCCGGCACGGACCACGAUCGCGUCGAGAUUGGGGGCAUCAACUCGAUCCUGGACGCACCGCGGCGCCAAGCCCCGACAACCCUCAGUCGCUGUUUUGCAGCGAUCUCAUCAAGCAUCACGAUGUCGGAUGCGGCCAUUACCCAACUCACUCCGGUUGCUCAGCUCCGAGAGCGAUGGGAACUCGUCGUGGCAGGUGGGGCCAGCUACCCGCCGCGAGCUCGAGCCACGAUGACGACGAUCUCCGAGUCGCUCGAGGAGAGCUGGGUCAAGUACACGGCCGCGUCGUCCAGCCUCUUGAACUUGUGCGUGGACAUGUCGUCAAGCCUCAACGACUACGAGCAAGCCUCAGCUGGGAAUGCGGCGAUCCUCCGGCAGAAUGUCUUGCUGCCGCUACUCGAUCGCGCCGUUGCAACGUUGGAGACGGCGGCGAUCGGCCUCGAUGCCAGCGCAAAUGCCGUCAACGUCGUGGCGGGGAAACUGGUCGAGCUCGACACGCUGCUCGCGGAUCAUAUGAACCAAACACGCAGGCGCUCAAGACCGAUAUCAAGAAAGUGCGAAAAGGCCGCCCUCGCCGACGAUGAGCUCUCCGUUGUGCCCAAGCUCAAGAAGGAGAUGGAGGCUCGUCAAGCGACCGUUCGUGGCAUCAAGAUGCUUGCACUUUCACUGGGUCAAAGCGCUGCCAGUGCGACCCAGCAAAUCAAAGACGACAAGAUGUCGGUCUCGCGCCUCAAGAGUGAGACCAGUGGCGCCAGUACGCUCCUCGAACUUGGCGACUUUGACGACUUGGCGACCAGCAUCCAAGAUGCAGUUGACACUCUUCGCAGCACGUGCUGCGAGUACAUCAUCUCCCACAGCUAA